Molecule: messenger RNA, 519 nt
Organism: Macrosiphum euphorbiae (potato aphid)
Lineage: Eukaryota; Metazoa; Arthropoda; Insecta; Hemiptera; Aphididae
Source: the annotation of a GenBank genome assembly
AUGGUAACUGCAGUCGAAGCUGUGGUGCUUAUUUGUUAUUGUGCCAAUUUACAAUAUACUUUACAAACAAUUUCUGGAGAAGUAGAAAACAUCUUGACCGCAAGUCUUUGCAAAUAUGCCACGAAUAAAAACUGGCGAUUAUUUUGGAAUCAAUUUCAACAACACUAUUAUUGUUGCGGUAGUUACCAAAAUACUGAUUGGUACCAAACAGCUUGGGUUUCACCUCCAUCCUCAUUUUCUCUACUAAAAAAAUACACACAACAUAAUGGGAAAUUUAUUAUACCUGCUGCUCCCAUAAGUUGUUGUUUACCUGACGCUAUUUGCGAUACAUUCACAGAUUGUGAACAACCUGAUCCAGAAAAAUAUUAUCAAAAUAGUUGCUCUUCGAUUAUAGCUAAUCAAAUAAAUUCUAUAUCAUAUACAAGAUACUCACUUUACGCUAUAUUAGUUAUUCAGAUUAUUUCUGCUGUUGUAAAAUAUGAAGGCUACAUAGAAAAUAAUCACAAUCCAAAAUUAUAG